Molecule: messenger RNA, 924 nt
Organism: Homarus americanus (American lobster)
Lineage: Eukaryota; Metazoa; Arthropoda; Malacostraca; Decapoda; Nephropidae
Exons: 2
Coding region: 56-646 (196 amino acids)
Cellular component (GO): extracellular region
Molecular function (GO): chitin binding
Source: RefSeq, a predicted model, not a curated record
ACGAUGCCAACACCUGCAGCAGCACAGUGCCAACCACAGCCUCUCCACUAACACAAUGAUGACCAAGUGUAUGGCGCUGCUCACCCUCAGCUUGCUGGGAGUGACGUACGGUCAGGUAGGAUAUAACCAGCCGCCUCCUCCUCCUGCCUACUCCUACGGCGCCCCGGAGCUGAGAUCAGCCGCCUCCAGCCUGGUGGAGGAGGAAGACCCCAUAGCCGCCCUGGCCGCCCUCAUCCCCGGCGGCGGCGUCCCUGGUGAAGACUACCCGAUCCUGGCCUCUGUACCCGACACCGGCUUCUCCUGCGAGCAACAGGAGUUCCCAGGUUACUUCGCUGACACCGCCGACGAGGCCGGCUGCCAGGUCUUCCACAUCUGUCAGUUCGACGGCCGCCAGGACUCCUUCCUGUGUCCCAACGGCACCAUCUUCAACCAGCAGUACUUCGUGUGUGACUGGUGGUUCAACGUGGACUGUGCCGCCUCACAACAGUUCUUCGGCCUCAACGCUGAGAUCGGCAAGAUCCCUGAGGACGCUGCCGCUUCCUCCCGCAGUAACGUUGUGGCGCCCAGCCAGCAGUACGGCGCCCCCCAGCAGCGUCAAGAUACCCCACCUCCUUCUCAGUUCUACAACAGCCCCAACAGGUUCUAACUUCACCCUGGCCGGCUCCACCACUGUACCACCACCUUGUACUGAAGACGAGAAAUAGCCUUUCUGAUCUUUGUUGAAAUCUAAUAAGUUAGGACUUCCUUCUUCCUAUUACCUGACCUCCUGAAAAGUAUUUCUAUACUCAUUUUCUGCUAAAUUUUCUAUAUUUCUACUUCCCAUCCCAUACCCCCAAAAUACUCUGAUGCACUGCUCGAUAUUAUUUAUUUACUCAUCAACGUGUACACAGAUCUGCAUGUUGUAAAUAAAACUCUGAAGGUAAA